This is a messenger RNA of Acanthosepion pharaonis, 477 nucleotides long. NCBI's taxonomy places the organism in Eukaryota, Metazoa, Mollusca, Cephalopoda, Sepiida, Sepiidae. The record is from the annotation of a GenBank genome assembly.
AUGACUAAAAAUCCUCCUUUCGUGAAUGGCCACUCAUAUCCUGCUGUCAUAUUGCCCAACAAGGAAAAAGGACGUUUGGGGGGCUUUUGGAAGGCCCCUUCUGCUCAGAUGGAAAGUGGGCUCCAAAAAGAAUUUGAUGUUGGUCAACAUGCAACUCAAAAUGAAGAUGGCUUAAAUGACUUGACUACUGUGGGUACUGGUCUGUUUGGGAAGAAACCAACACUUUUGGACAGCAAACCUACAAGCAACAUUCCAUCAGCUUCAGUGAACAAUUCCGAAGAAGCCAACAAAGAUUUGAUAUCUGGGAAGCCACUUCCAGUGCCAUUUACUAAAGAGAAAUGGUCACUGCCUGAAAAUGGUUUACAGGCAUCAUCUAAAAAGCAAGCAAAGCCAAUGUCGCCUUUCAAUCUGGUUGAACCAGAAGUGGUGAAGACCAAACCUCCACUACCCUACAACCGGAAAUCACUGCCUCGAUAA